UCACUCCGUAAUUAUGGAGGAACAUCGUAUUCACGUGGAGUGGGCCCCUCGGACGCCGGCACAGAACUGGGCACUUUUCGGCAAAUUUUCCACCCAGAGAGGAUGGCCAUAAGGCGUUAAGUAAUGCUGCGGUGUUUGUGAUGACUCUUUAAUUGCCAUAAUAACAUACUGUGCUGUAGGGGUUAACAGAACCAUAGAGAGGCCCUCUCUCUCCAUUCCUACAGUCAUUUCCACAUUAUCUGCCCUGCCAAAACAUGUAUACAUAUAAAGCAAUGAAUGAUAUAUGGAAACAGACAUUCACAUCUCUCUCAUUGUAUUUGUUGUUUUGAGUAAUACUUGACAAUACUUAAAAGGUUUCUAUUUCUAAUCCCAAGUACGUAUGAAGAGAAAGAUAGAGGCAGACUGACAGACAGAGAGACAGACAGUAUGUAUAUAAUAAUAUAUACACUAUAAUAAUAAUAAUCAUAUCAGACCCUCAAGGGAAUCAGUAAUUAGAUGGAGAAGCUAGAGGUAUGUGGAUACCUAAAAUAGGAAAAGGGGAAGAGGAAUAGGACGUGAAAGAGUGGCACAUGAAUGGCACAUGAAAGAGUGGGGGAUGGCGGUGCAUGUGCUGGAGAGAGAGAGAGAGAGAGAGAGAGAGAGCGGGACAGAGAGAGAGGGAGAGACAAGAGAGAAAGGAGGGGGAGAACUAUGUCACACACACGCAAGCACACACAGGCAGACAGAGACGGAUCUUUACAGCAGUGCAGCAUCGUGCAGAGGAAUGACUCCAUCCUUUCAUCUCCUCCCCUUCACAUGUGCGACGUGUCUUACAGGUGCUGAAAUUUGUGCCUUUUCUGGCUUGAAGGAGUGAGAUGGCAGAGAGACGUGACUGAACAGACGGAUUGAUGUUGAAGCUCUCAGGGGAGAGCACCAUGUCUUCCCCCAGUGGAGUCCUCGCAGUGUUCCUCUGCUCAUCCCUGUUUGGCAGCUGUCAUGCCAUGGCACUGACCACAAACAUGGCCACUAAGGCCUGGUCAAAGCUGGAUGAAGUCAGUGAACCGACUGACCACAAUCUGCCAUCGGACCUGCCAAUGUGGACUGCCUUGGCCGGUGGAGCCAAAAUGGCCGCAACGGCCUCUCCUCUUGAUCUGUGGACGCCGCCGUCGUCAGGGAACGCCGAAGAAAUAGACAUGCACAACGUAGGCUCACAGGGAGCUGUCGCCCAGCCGUCAAGUGAAUUCAAAUCUGCGCAGAGCGUAAUGGAAGAGGGGACUUUACAUUUUUCCGAGCCACACGGUCACUCUUUGGAAGCCGGCACAGACCAACUGGUCAACAGCCAGCCAUCAGACUGGGCAGAUGAGGAUCACAUGUCGGACAUCUACAUCAGACAGACUGAAGGGGACUUGACCUUUGACACAUCCUCCCUAGCUUCACAGACACCUCAGUCUUCUGUUGCUCCUCAAGACCGGAGCCUGAUGGACACUGGGGGUGCUGCCACCACGGCACCAGACAGGUCCUCAGUUACACCUGACACGGGCAUGUCGAUACCAGCUCUCCCACUUGACUCAGAUGCCCAUGGGCCAGCAGCCAGGGAUGAUACAGAUACAGGUUUAGACCCUGUUGCCAUGGAGCCACAAGGUGCAGGGACAGAGGUUAUGACCUCAGUGCUUCAUGAGGAAGAUGUUGCAAUAAGACCAACAGAGGAGGCAUCAUUGAUUACAGACUCGUUCAGAGAAUCAUGGGAUCAGUCCGACUUCAGGAGUCGCGCAGGGCCAUUUGGUGCUGAUGGAGUCAAGCAGGAGAAGGCAGGAGACCCGGGAGAGCACACACUGAAUGAUCCAGUGACAGCACCAGCAGCAGGGAGAUCUCUCCCAACAGUUCAUCCUGACGUUACAGGCCAAUCUCCAGAUGAUGCCUGGUCAGACACAGACUCACUCUCCGAGUCCUCCUCACUCCCUGACUGCAACGCUGUCACCACAGGGGUCUGCAACAGCUCAGAGACCUCAUGGGCUCCUGCUCCCCCAGGUGACGUCAAGGGCAACGCUGAUCCGGACGACCUCCCCUCGACUCCGUUUCUCAAGGCAACCAUGCCCCUCCUGGUCCCUCUGCGCUCGGACUGGAACGCCGCCAUGGCAACGUGGGGCCUGGCGUGGGAGGCCCACGUGUACGGGCUGGGCUGCGUGUUCGCGCUGGUCGCGGCCGUGUCCGCCCUGUGCCUACUGUGUCUGCCGCUGCGCUGGCCGUCUAGCUGCGGCCUGUUUGCCACAGCCCACUUCCUGCAGCUGCUGGUUGGAUCCAGCCGGGCCUUCCUGCUCUUCUACGACCCCUACGGGCAACGGGAGCGUCUCCCCGGCACGGCCUUUCUCCUGCUGCAUGAGGUGGCCUUCCCCUGCCUGACGGCCGCAUUCGGCGCGGUGCUGCUGCUGUUGUCGGCCCGCUCGCGCACGCAGCUGCUGUCGCUCUCCCUGCUCCAGCACUCGUCCUGCGCGCUCGCCUGCCUGCUGCUGAUGCACGUGGGCCUGGCCCUGGGCUCCGUGGGCCUGUGGGUGUUGCUGCCCAGCCUGCCCUGCCUCAUCCUCAUCCCGCCCGGGGCGUUCGUGACCUUGGCCCCCCUCCUCUCUGUGGGGUACCUGCUCUUCUACUGCUAUGCCCUAGCGGACGCUAAGCACAUCUACCGGCUGAAUGAGGCAUCGCCCGACCGAGUGGCCGCGCCUCGGGCCAGCCAGUGCCCGUUCUCGGAGGCAGGGGUGUGGGAGCGGGCAGCGGGCACUGGAGUGUUCGCCGCUCUCUUCCUGCUGGCAUGCGGCGGCCUGAGGCUCUAUGCCAUGCUGCUGGCGGCCGGAGCGGUUGGGGAAAGCCAAGAUGGGCUCCCUCCCUGGCCCUGGUGGGGGCUGCAGUUCAGCUUGCGCGUGUGUGAGGCCGGAGUGUGUCUCACGCUCGCCCUGAUCGUCACGCACCCUCUCCUCUGCUGUGUGAGCCAGGGAGGCGGCAUGCCCAAACUCCCAUGCUGGCCCGGGUUCACCUGGAGGUCAGGCGGCGGUGAGGCUGGGUCGGCCAAGCCAUCCCUGCUCGCGGGCGGCUAUGGCUGGUCCUUACGCCCUGGUGAAAAGCAUGGUCUCUGCGAAGGCUUCACACGCAAGGAGAGCGAGAGCGUGCCCCUCUACACGCUUGCGGACCAGCGCUUCUCAGAGACAGAUGGCCUGGACCUCCUCUAUCCCAGCACCCCCGUCGAUCAGACUGCCAAGAAGCUCGUCCACACUAAGCUCGCCAAGGCCAUCUCCACCGGGUCCUCCUUCAGCCUGGACGGAGGGGGCUACAGCGACUCCACUGUCGACCUGCGUCCCCCGUCUCCCAUCGACCUGCGGCGGAGCAUUGAUGAGGCGCUCUUCAGCGAGUCACUCUUCUCAUACAGCCUCUUCUGCACCUCCAGACUCUCCCUGAGCACCAGGGGCCCCCCGGACGGCCAGCCCUGCAGGGCCCCCACCUCUGUCGAGCCCAGCCUGUACCGUACCUCCUCCUGCGGGGAUGUGGACCUGCCCGCCGACGCCUCCAGACCCUCUAACAGGAGCAUCCAUGCCCAGAGAGGGGCCUGGAGAGGCAGCAGCUCAACCUCACUCUGUGGGGGGCACUUUGGAGGUGCGCCUCUCACGGUCUGCUGCAGUCAUAUACCAGGCCAGGAGGCCCAGGGGCCACCGGCCAGGCACCCAUCCCAGCGGAGGUACCCCACUCUGGGCUCAACCUCCUCCAGAGAGAGCCUGCGUGACCCGCAGCUGGAGCGGGAGCAGGUGGACGAGCUUGCUGUGCAGGCUGAGUUCAUCAACGUGUGCCGGCAGAUUGAUGCCCUUAGCAUCAGCAGUGACACAAUUGAUCUGUAGGAACCUUUGAAGAAGAGCACAUGUGUCUGUGGGUGCAAUGGUAUGGUUGCACUUACACAAGCUGGACUCAUGGAGGGAUAUGGACUGAUUGGUGUGGAUAUAUUUAAAAUCGAAAUGUUUUUCGAUCCAUUUUUAAAAAGCUUCCCUGAACUUUACUCUAAUGGAGAGGAAGAGAUUUAAUGUGCCAUCUUGUGGUCAUUUUUAUAGAGUGAAGAGCAGUUGAGUGGUAGCAGGAAAAGCCAACAGGCACUUUUAGGUUAAAAAUCUCUUACUCAAUUUCACAUUUGUAACUUGUAAAACAUUAUAAGUAUGUAAUGUUUAUAUGAUAAGAUAAAGUUUAUAAGUAUGCAUAUUUGGUAUGAGUAAUAAGGAUGCAAUAAAAGGGUACUAAAGACAGGUACUGUAUUAUGGUAUGUAGGUAGAGAAAAAAGAUCACUUUGAAGAAUAGUCAGGUAGUGUCCUCUGUGGGACUGGAAUGUGGACGUUUUGUUUUCACCGAAAAGCUCUCAGAAAAGACUUGGACUCUUCAGCAUCGACUCAUCUGUGAUGAAUGUGAAUCUCUGUGUAACGGUGUCGUGCUUUUCUGCCCUUAAAUUCGCCCUUUGAAGUGUUUCAAGCAUCCAUUUCAUUCCAAAGAAUCUCCCUCGCCAUGCUGUGCUGCUUACUGCUUAAUGCUACCAUUUUGAAAUUACAAUGAUAAUUUAUGUAAUGUUUUUCAUGUACAACUUAUAAGACUAUGCAAAAUAUAUUGUCAUACAAUAGGUGGCUGAAAAUACUAAUAAAAAAAGAUCCAGAAACUAA
Clupea harengus (Atlantic herring) is the source of this 4658-nucleotide messenger RNA. RefSeq names its product proline rich transmembrane protein 4a (gene prrt4a). Lineage: Eukaryota; Metazoa; Chordata; Actinopteri; Clupeiformes; Clupeidae. The record is from RefSeq and is a predicted model, not a curated record.